Molecule: messenger RNA, 1308 nt
Organism: Miscanthus lutarioriparius
Lineage: Eukaryota; Viridiplantae; Streptophyta; Magnoliopsida; Poales; Poaceae
Source: the annotation of a GenBank genome assembly
AUGGCGAUGGUCUCCGGAGCCAAGAGGAGGAGAGAACUGGAGGAAGAACAAGAGGAAGAUGAAGACCGCAUCAGCCGCCUCCCUGACGGCAUCCUCGGCGACAUCGUCACCCUUCUCCCGACCAACGACGGCGCCCGCACGCAGGUGCUCUCCUCCCGCUGGCGCCACAUCUGGCGCUUCGCUCCUCUCAACAUCGAUCUGGACAUCAAUCCCGAUUACCCCCUCGGCGCCAACAACGUCACCGAAAGCGUAAUCUCGCGCAUUCUCUCCGCGCAUCAAGGUCCCAGCCGCCGCUUCUCCAUUCCGGAGCACUACCUCUACUACAGGGGCCUCCCCGUCACAAGCCUGGACGGCUGGCUCGAGUCCCCCGCCCUCGACAGACUCCAAGAGCUUGAGUUCCACUACGGCCGUCCUCAUUCGUCGAAUUUAGCGCCGCUGCCGCCGCCGCCUGCAUCUGUACACCGCUUCUCGUCAACGCUUCGCGCUGUCAGCUUCGGGGGCUGCGGUUUUACGGAUGGAAACAAUGCCAGCGGGCUCCACUUUCCGGUUCUCAAGCAGUUGAGCCUUGCGGAUGUCAGAUUCUCGGAGAGUUCUUUACGUGCCUUGCUAUCUGCUAGCCCUGUCCUGCAGAGCUUGCUGCUAAAGGGCAGCAUUGGCUUAUCUCGCGUCCAAAUUGCGUCCCCGACCCUCCGAAGCAUCGGCGUGCGCUCUAAUCAUGGACGCGUGAUUCUGCGACAAGUCAUCAUCGAGGAUGCCCCCUGUCUAGAGAGGUUACUUUGCUUUGAUUAUUUGGGAAUCACCAUAUCGGGAUCAGGCCUUGUUAGCUUGAAGAUGGUGAUGCACAGUGUGAAGGUCUUAUCAUUAUCAGAGGAGCGUCUUAGUUUGGAUGUGGUUAUUGGAUACAUGAAAUGUUUUCCCUACAUGGAGAGGUUGUACAUCCAGACAAAAAUGGCAGGGGAGAAAAAUGUGUGGUGUUGUAAGUACAGGAAUCUUAUUGGCACUCUUGAUAUUCGUCUAAAGAAAAUUGUGUUGGCAGGCUAUCGAGGCAACACGUCACAUGUUAACUUUGCCAAGUUCUUUGUUUUGAAUGCGAGAAUGCUAGAGUCCAUGAGGCUUGAGUUAUGUAUUGCAAAGCCCAGUCCCAGCAAUGCAUGGAUUGACAAACAAUAUAGACUACUUCAGACAAAAAAUAAGGCUUCAAGGGAUAUGCAGCUUGAUUUUGCGUCUGAUUAUGGCCUCCGUCUGACGAAUUCCUUUUUUCGCCCUGAGCAAGUACACGAUUUGUCAACAGCUGACCCCUUUCCAUGA